AUGAAGGAGCAAUGUACCCGAGCCUUCUACGAUGUACCCUUCUUCACCGAGCACGACGGCUCCCCCAUCAUCGAGGAUACCAGAAAGAGCCCCCCUCUCAGCAUCAAAUCUUCUCCUUCUUCCUCAGACAAGUCCUUCGCCACGCCCAGCGAAGAUAAUGCACAACCCAAGUACCUCAGCUUGACUCACGAUCAUCACCAUGCCUCGCAAGCACAGGCACCAGAGACACCCAAUGACCACAACUACGGAGAGCCGAUGCCGGGAGACUGGCCGGAUCUCGCUUCGGAGACCAACUCACCAUCCGCUGGAGCUGAGUAUCCUUCUACAUCAGAGGCAGUAGGAACAUAUGCCGCGCCCGCUACGGACAGCAACCUCGCGGGUUCUCACAGAAAGUCCAAGACGGAGUUCAACUCUAUCCCUCCAAAGUUAAUUCAUAUGGACGCGGUGCUUGCCAGUGGACCUGAUACCGGAACUCAGGCUCACAGGAAGUCGUCGACCGAGUUCAAGGAGGUCGUUGCAACGGGAGGCAGGUGA
This is a messenger RNA of Colletotrichum phormii, 534 nucleotides long. RefSeq lists its product as uncharacterized. Lineage: Eukaryota; Fungi; Ascomycota; Sordariomycetes; Glomerellales; Glomerellaceae. Bases 1 to 534 code for a protein of 177 amino acids. The record is from RefSeq and is a predicted model, not a curated record. The transcript has 2 exons.